UAUUAAAUUUAUUCCCUCACAGGUGAGAGAAGCUAUGAUCCAUCUAUGUUCCACAACAGAGUAGAGAGGGUACUGAUUGAUGACCAUAAUGUUCCUAGACUAAGUCAGUUGUUAUAUUUUACACACAAUGUGAGGGAAUGGCUUGACAGAGAUCCAAAGAAUGUUAUUGCGGUACAUUGUAAAGGAGGAAAAGGCAGAACAGGGACUGCUGUAUGUGCUUGGCUUAUCGCUAGUGGGCAGUUUGAGGAAGCUAAGCAUAGCCUGGAGUAUUUUGGACACAGAAGAACAGAUUAUUCAGUAGGAAAUACAUUUCAAGGUGUUGAGACACCCAGCCAGAGUCGUUUUGUAGGUUACCUGGAACAAGUAUUCACAAAAUUGAAUGGGCGACUUCCAGCUGCUGUCUCUUAUCGCAUUAAAAACAUCAAGAUCGAUGGAAUAUCUGGUGUUGGUUUUGGAAAUGGAAGUGAUCUUUCGUUUGAGAUCAUCAUCAAUGGCAGUACUGUUUUUAAACUGGAUCUCUCAAACUGUCGCCAAGGACAGCUACAGCAUCUAAAAGAUCUUGACAAAUUAGUUAUCAUUCUCUAUGAGGCAGAGUCACCAACCCUUACGGGAGACGUGAAAAUGAAGUUUUACUCAUCACAUCAGAAUGUUCCUAAUGUAUACGACAAUUGUGCUUUCUUUUUUUGGUUUCACACAAGUUUCAUUGAGAAUUCCAGGUUGUUUCUUCGCCGGGGAGAGCUGGACAAUCCUCACAAACCCAAAACAUGGAAAACAUACAAAGAGAACUUUGCUGUUGAUAUAACAUUUACAAAACUUUAAUUAUUUUCCAGAUAAUUAGUGUAACCUGAGCCUUUUGGCAUAUUUUUUCAUUAUUAAAUCUUUUUACUGUAAAUUUUACGAUAAAUCAUGAAAGUAAAAUUUUGGGAAAUGCAUUUUUCAGGAAUAGCUACAUGUAUUUCUUAGAAUUUAAUAGGAUCUAGCAAAAUCUAGCUAAAAUGAAUGUUCACUCAUUACAACAAAAUAAAAAAAAACAAAUUUUCCAGCUUAGUAAUAAUUCAUGGAAUAAUGCUCUAUGAUACUGUAUAGUUCAUGUCACUUCAGUAAUGUUGAAAAGUUCCAUGAAUUCUACUGAUUACUUGUUAAGAAAACCUAGCAAAAUGCCAAAUGUAAUCUCUGAAGGAUAGCAUCCCAUCCAGGGGACACGGGGAUUAACAAUGCCUCUAGUUCUUUCAUGCUACAGAAAUCAGAGUUAAGUACUGGCAUUGAAUGAUAACCCUCAAAUCCAGAUUUCGCCAGUCACAAAACUGCUCUUAUGUCCUUUAAUUCUCUAUGUUGUGCCUGUAAAAGAGACAGCAAAUGCAUAGUAACCAUUCAAUGAUAUAUUUUGCAGCUAUUUUGAUAUAAGAAAAUAUUUUGUAAAUGGUUAGUCUCCAUUUUGAUUCAUGUUUUUAAGUGUUACUGGCCCACAGAAUAUGUAUACUAAU
Orbicella faveolata is the source of this 1484-nucleotide messenger RNA. Its product is annotated as phosphatidylinositol 3,4,5-trisphosphate 3-phosphatase TPTE2-like. Gene Ontology annotation, biological process: transmembrane transport; dephosphorylation; monoatomic ion transport. Gene Ontology annotation, cellular component: membrane; cytosol. NCBI's taxonomy places the organism in Eukaryota, Metazoa, Cnidaria, Anthozoa, Scleractinia, Merulinidae. Gene Ontology annotation, molecular function: monoatomic ion channel activity; phosphatidylinositol-3,4,5-trisphosphate 3-phosphatase activity; GTP binding. The record is from RefSeq and is a predicted model, not a curated record.